Serendipita indica DSM 11827 is the source of this 1848-nucleotide messenger RNA. Lineage: Eukaryota; Fungi; Basidiomycota; Agaricomycetes; Sebacinales; Serendipitaceae. The record is from the annotation of a GenBank genome assembly.
AUGAGAAAGGAAGGCAAAAUUGUCUUUUUCUCCGAGACAUAUGUUCGCGCUCGAGAAGGGACUGUAGACUCUUACUCUGCAGAGGUUCUCUACCGUCGACUAUUCAAGCCACUGGAAAGCAAGUGGGCCGAAAUGCUCUCAUCUGAGCCGCUCGAGAAGCAGGAGAAGAGGAAGCAGCUUGCAGAUGUAGUUCAGUGGGAUCCUGAGGUGCUCUGUGAUAUGAUGCAUACUAGUGCUCAGCCUCGAAUUCGGCUCGACAGCAAUAAACGAGUGUAUCGGCUUCAGCGAAUAGCAACUGCAUACAGUCAUUCUGGAUGCGCGUCUCUCGACCUCGUUGCAGCGGUGCUCCGCCAAGGAUCUUUCAUUGAAAAGAUGGUUCAAAUGGGGUGGACCAGUCCAGGUCAAUGGAAUCUCACCGAGGAUCUCGCUCCACUUGUUCGCUCCAUUGCAAGAUAUCACGCAUUCUUAGACUUGAUGUCCGCUAAUACCUGGUCGCUUCUAGUGCCUACACUGGACAUUCUCAAAGGACGAUCCUAUCGACAGAAUACGACGCGAGCUCUCUCACGAAUUCCGAAUCAUGACGACUCCAUUCAAGCCGGGGUGAUUUCUAGCGGAUACGGCGACACAGCCAAACUUUGGAGGAGGCGCUUUGGCGUCCCAUAUAGCAGCUCACGCUCAAAGUGCUCGACGGCAGACAACGAUCCUUUCCGUGUUCUGCAAGUAGAGAGGAACAAGAAAAACAAGGGCGAAGAUGAACACAACGAGGCAUUCACCGAUAUAACCCACGGUCCAGAAAAGUAUCACGCCUACUGGGGCGUUUCCUCUGGGAUACCACCAGGAUUCUACGGCGGCAAUCGCUUUGGUGCGUAUGGCGCAUGUGGAUCGGGCUGUGCCUCUUGUAGCGACCCAACGCCAGCCUCCAACUGGGGUCGGGGAAGAAGAAGGGCGGGUGGUGGCUCUUCACCUGGAGGAGCAGGCUUUCCAGGUGCAUACGCUGGUGGAUCCGCUUGUGGUACUGGAGGGGGAUGCGGAAAAGCAAUCGACGAGUGUACAAGAGUGUUGCGUGACCUAGAGUCGUCUGUUCCGAGUACUAUUGACAACCUCCGUCGCGUGCUCGAGGGCCACUACGACUCCGACGCGACGAACCAGGUCAAAUUUGACGAAGAAGCGGAGCCAACCGUCGCUGAGCCUUCAAAUUUUGAUAUUUCCGGGAUGCGUGCGACGUUUUUGGUGCUUCUUACAGAGUGCAGCAUGGGCAGACUCACUAACGAGAGUCGAGAAAGGUGGCGGGCCCUGACACAGACGAAUGACAGGGAGACCGACAAAACCGUUCUCAUUUAUUCAGUGCCGCCACCGUUAUUCCCGCCACCGGUCGGUUUACCCGCAGCCCCUGUGAGCAAGUUUCAUGCCCAAGGAGUGACUGGGUUCGAGCUCGUCAGCAAUCUCAAGCUUACUUGGCGCAUCUGCGUUGAGUGUCUUUACCUUAUUGGCGCUGCCGACAUGACUCGGCGUGUCGCAAGAAUAUACAACUAUUCAACGGAAACCGCAGCGAAGGAGUUGGCCAAACACACAAGGAUACACCAUAUGCGCGUUGACAAUCAGAAGUCUGGUUGCCAGAUUGUUCAGCACUUUCCUCUGCCAGAGGACGGUCCACUGUCGUCAGUGCGCCUGCUGUGUCCUGGUUGUCCUCGAUUGUUCCUCAGAAACGACAAGGGCGGACAUGCCGCUGGCUCAGGUCCUCUCGGACGCGGCUUUCGUGGCCUCGAAACCUCGGACAAUUCCGUGGAGGUAGGGAUCCUUGGGAUGGUCGCUUGCAAUCAAACGAAUUCCUCUGAGAACAUGAUGUGA